ACGAGUCUCUCUCUAAGACAGUACUAAAAUCAUGAUGUCUUUUGUGCAAGUUAAAACUUAUCCGUCAAAAGGUUACCUUUUCAUUAAAUAUCUAACACUACUAAAAGGGAAAUAAGCAGAGCAUACAGGAAGCCACGUAGGAUUUUUUAUUUGGCCAAUCAGGUUCAUUCUUUAAAACACGUCAGACAAAUCGAGUAAGAGAUUUCGUGGGCCUGCUGAUUUUUCUUUGGGAGGGCGUACUGAUCUCGGUUUGGGCUUUAAUGGGUUGCGAUUCGGGCUUCGGUUUGAUUAUUCUGUAUCGCGUGAUGAGCCGACAUCUAAAGGUUACGCUUCUCCUCACCAUUAUCGCUUCGUGUUCUCCGAUCAAAAAAGAGAACCGUAUACUCCAGCGAUUCAAUCCUAAGCUAUCAAUAGUUCCGUUUCGAUCAAUCAAUACCCCCUUCAUUAUGAUUUCGUUUCACCUCCCUCUUUUCAUCCUCUUAUAUAAUUGAUCUUUCUUCUCCGUAGAAUGCAAAACCCUAGAAAACUCAGAUCUUAAGAUAUGGCGAUGAAACGACAUGGAAAGUCUCCUGCUUCCUCCGGCUCUGACGAAAAAGUGAUGUUCUUCAGAGAUGUCUCUCUAGGUCCUCAUGAAACCCGUCUGCGCUUUCGACUCAUCCAUUUUUGGGAGGCUCAGAACCCGGUGAAGAAGACCCUUAUUGGCCUGGAGAUGCUUCUCAUCGACGAGCAGGGAACUGUCAUUCAAGGAUUCAUCCCACCAGGACGUAUUAAAAAAUACUUGCCUGAGAUGAAGCGAGGUUCAGUUUACGAACUCAUCAACUUCUACGGAUCGAAGAACAAACCGAUGUACCGGGUUGCUGAUCAUAUCGCAACUGUGUCCUUCGCAUGGAACUCUGAGUUGUCGGUCCUUCACGACAUUCCAAUCCCUUUUGAUGAAGACCGUUUCAGGAUGCAUUCGUAUGAGGAUUUUGAGGCCAACUGUGAUCUGAAAGGUGACCUCUACGAUGUUCUUGGCCACAUGAAGCUGGUCGAUGGACAGUGUGUUACCGAGCGUCCCAUUAUUGAUGAAGCGAAGGUUGCUACAACGAGGCACAUCAUGAUUCAUGUGCAAUCACAUGAAGGACCUGUCAUGAAGCUCUACCUCUGGGACCAGACAGCAACGGAUUUUUGCAAGAAGUUUAAGUCCUCUGAAAAAACUCCCACAGUUCUUUUGGCCACAGCCGUUAACACUAAACGUCUCGGAGGUACCCUGGCAUUGAGUUCUAUGUCUCCUACACGGGUUUUCAUGGACAAUGAUGUUCAACCAACAAUUGAUUACCUAGCCUGGCUCUCCUCAAACCCUGAGAUUGCUAAGCAGGUUAGUGCAGAGGUGGUCACUAAGCGGGAGACGAUGACUAUAUCUGACAUAUUCUCUUACAUGACGAUGGAAUCUGCAAAGGAUGCCUUCUUUGAGUGCACUGCUACCAUUGAUGAUGUGGUUCAUGGAUCUGCUUGGUACUAUAUUGCAUGCACUGGGUGUCAUAGUAAGGCUACCAAAGGCGCAAACUCAUUGAUUUGCACGAACCCAAGAUGUGUGAAGGAUACCACAGCUGGAGUUGCACAGUACCGUGCAAAGAUUUCGGUUUAUGACAGCAGUGAACAAGGAUUUUUUGUCCUGCUUGGUGAUGCUGGUUUCCAAUUGACUGGGAGGCACGCAUCUGAGUUGGUCAGCAGCUACUUUGAGGCCAAUAAAGACAAAGGCCCUGACCAUGAAGUGCCUGUCCCGGAAGCUCUGAUUAGCAUAAUCGGACAGACCCAUAAGUUUUGUGUAAAAGUUACAGACCACAACUUCUCUGGCAACACCCGAGCUAUCACUGUCACCAAGAUCCUCCCUCCAGAGACACCAUCACCCACAGAAGCCUCUCUUGGAGACGCCAUUGCUGCAACGUCCAUGGAAGCAGUGCAGACUGGAAGUGAUAUGUGUGAGCCUUCAAACAGCCGUGGAGAUUCUGCAGAUGAAGAGGGUAAGAGAACGUUUGACAGUGUUGAUCCAGAGAAAGUCAAACGGGCAAGAUGUGAGAAAUGAUGAUUCAGUUCGAUGAUGCUUAUGUUUUUGCAUUGAACUUCAAGUAUUACGUUGGUUUUUGCACUUUUGCUUCAGUUUAAGUACUAUUUUGUUUUUAACAAGACUUUGCUUUGUUUCAUUUCAGACCUUGGCUUUUAAUCAAUUGAACUAUCCUUUCUAUAUAGUUUUCUCAUAUCAAUUAUUAUAAUGAUUUAGAUUCGUUUACAUAACCCAACUAAUUUAGCCUCAUAAAUAAUUCGCUAGAAUUGCUUAUUUCCAUAUCCUAUUUACUAUUUGAACUCCACGUAUCCAUCAUACACGCACAUCGCAUAGAAGGAAGAUCUUAGAAUAUGAUACAUUUUAUAAACUUCCUAAAAUCCCAUAUUCCAUAAGAUUCUAUAUUUAUGUUAAAAUCUCAUCUAAAUAGGAAAGUAAUAAAUACAUUCAACCAGUAAUUAUAAUCUUUGACUAUAACCUUUCAAAGGGAAUUGAAAAAAGGAAAAGUAAAUCAAACUCUUCCAAAACCCUUAUUCUCCUGCGGUAGAAAGGAGAAGACGUGAGAAAGACAUAGGCUCCAUCUGGUUCUUCUACAUUUCGAAGCAGCAUUCUUCUGGAAUCAGUUGGUGGUGCGGAUCUCUGUUUUAGCUGUAUGGAUAGCCUCCCCAAUAACCAGCACAUUGAAGUGCCAGGUAAAUACUAAAUCUCCUGAAUGUUUCUCUCAAAUAAAGAAAAUUAGAUGCAUUCAGUAUUGUUAUUAUGUUUUGGGUUAUAAUUAUUUUGUACCAAAGAGUAUGAACAUUCAAACCAUAUCUAACCACAAAUUGGUUUGGGUGGCAAUUCUACUCAUUCUGCAUAUAAAGUUGGUAACCUAGAUUAUAAUUCAAAAUUUUUUACAUACGAACUACCCUGAAACCUUUGUUAAUUCAGUAUAUGUUUUAUACACGUUUUUGAGAGAGUAAAUAGCACCAUGUCAUUGAUUGGGUUUUUUACUACGUGGGAAUUAUUCCUUAUGAAUAGAAGGGAUGAUUAUAUAGUCAAUGAUAUACAAUGGCUAUGUAAAUCAUGUUUCGUAAAAAACCAGUAUAUUGUAUGCUCAGUGUCUUCGUUUAUACAGACAAACUUUAAUUAUUUAGAUAACUAUAACCAUAUACUUAAAUAUCACGAAUGUUAGUUUCAAUUUUCCACGAAUAUAAUAUACUUAUUAGUUUCCAAGUCUUCAGAAUGGUAUCUCUCGAGUUUUUUUUUCUACUCGAGUCUUACGGAAAUGAAAGUUAAUUAUAUAUACAUACUUAACUUACAUGAUAAGUAUCGUACAUAUACCGUAUUUGUUAGUUUAUUCAUUCAGGAUUUUUUUGAAUAUUGUUGUCUUACCGUUGUAUUCAAUAACUUUUAUACAUAGUUUUUUUUUGCAAAUUUACCGUUUUAUAGAGAUUAAACCAAAAACUCAAUAUUCUAAUUUAAAUAUUUUAUUAACCGGAAGAAUUAAUUUGUUUCUGAUCUUGCGUCCAAAUCUGUACAAUAAUAUUUCUAUAUUUUCUGUAUUUAUAAAAUAUCAUAAACAAUUACAUAUAUAAAAAAAAAGUCUGAGUCCUGAAUUUUUGAAAAUAAAUCCAUGUGUGUAAUAAAUAUAGUUAUAAAUUCAUGUACCUUAUUACAAUUUUUAAAUCAAAUGUUUUUUAGUGACAUCUUCAUUGCAACACAUUCCCCAAAGAAUUCACGAACUUCAUGAAGGAGUUUCAGUACGUCCUAUCAUAGUAUGUAUAAGAAAUGUUUGGGACAUCAAAAAACACCAAACAGAUAAUACUCGAACUUCCAUCGGCUUCCUGUGCUACGACCACCACGUAAGCCUUUUCUAAAUAUAUAUAUUUGUUUUCCAAUCCCCAUAUUUGAUUUAAAUAACUCACUGCUUACUUAGUUGGAUUGGCACACCAAAAUUUGUUCACACCCAGGGACAACUAUUAGAAGGUCGGGUCACCGGAGACAUUCAGCCAGAUGAUCCAAAAAACUUAAUCGAAGGAGAUACAUAUGAGUUCUCGAGAUUUUCUGUCAUCCAUAAUUCACGACAACGAAAACUCACCCAACUGCCUUACAAUAUUCAGAUUAACCAAAAGACGAUAGCAUUGAAUGUUACACUCGAUGGUCCGAUAUUUUCAGUUCACAGUUUAUCUCCUCAGAAAUACAGAAAUCUAUUGCGGUUGGCCAGUUCGCCCACACACUUACCAGGUAAAUAUGGCAUCUCAGUGUUAAUUAAACAAAUAUGUAUAUUUAUUCUAAAAUAAAUGUGCAGAUGUCGUCGGACAGAUAGUCAUAAUACAAAAAAUAAAACCUCACCACCCAGAACUCAAUAUUGAUGCCACGAUUGGCCUACGGCUGAACAGGUUAGUCUAACACAAUAGUUAACAACAAAAUAAUUAUUAUCUUCAUACCACACCUCUAUCUCAGGUCAACGAUUGUUAAACUCAUAUUGUGCAACAAGCAAGCAGCAGAUUUUAGCAUCCUACAAAGCAAGAAGGAUAGAAAAUUUAAAGUUAUGAUCGUCACAAGCUUAAUUCCUAAACUAAUCCAAGGUAAAUAAUUCUAUAUAAAACAGCAAAAAAUCAUACAUAUAUAAAUUUUUUUUUAUCACCAUAAUAAUAAUAUCCAAUAUUUUGCAGGCAAGCUUAUACUCCAUUCAACACCAGCAACAAUUUUCUACUUCAAUAAAUCAAUUGAUUACAUAAAGCAUUUCAAAAGGCGAAUAAGAGAUUACGCAAAAACAUGCAGCACGGAGUGACCCUAUUUCAUGCAUCAUUCGGAUUAUUAUUAUCUCUCUCACAAAAUUGAUACCUAGAUUUAUUUUCAUAUAAAAUUGUUUUAUGAUUCCUUUCCUUUAAAACCCUACUUCUAUAUAAUAAAUUAAAAAAGCGAUGUCUAGAUGUGAUCGAGCAAAAAAAGGAAUAAUAGAUCAUGAAAUUUCAAAUAGAUUUUAAAGACCUUUAAUUUAUAUAAUAUUACAAAACUCUAAAUUCUUUUAUUAUAAUUAAAAUUUUACCAACAUAUAUAUUAAAAUAAUAUUCUGGAACGAUAUUCAACUGUAAGUUUUCAACAAUUACACGUUAAAAAAAUAUUAUUAAGUAUGUUUCGUUUUCCGAAAAUGGGAUGUUUAUAUAUUAAAUAGGUUAUUGGAGUACUUUUUCUUUUGCUGAAUUUAUUCGAGAUAAGACUCCGACCUUUUGAAAUAAGAGAAUUUAUGUUAUAUACAUAAUUAUAUUUAUUACAAAACUCUAAAAUCUCAGACUUGAUUCAGGACUUACAGCAAUUCAUAAUUUAUUAAUUAAUUGUUGUAAGAAGAAUUUAUAUACUUAUUUAAAACCUUAAAGUAACAUAACAUCACCAACUCUAUUAAUACAGUGUAAAAUAAAUACUACAAAACUUUUGAUAAUAUUAGAACUUCAAUAAAACAUCUGAUAAUAUGUGUAUAUAAUUUUAUUUAUGUACAUAUACAUGCGGUGUAUUCUGAAAGUAUAAAUACAUGUAUUUUUCUACAUAGUUGAAAAUGAUGUAGUUUAUGACUUUGAGCUAUUUAAAUUAAACUUCGUUGUUUUUAAUAUCUAAAAUAAAAUAUAAUUAACAUAAACUAAUUAAGUCUUACUUAUAAUACAAUUCCUCAUCUUUACUCAUUUGAAUUCAUUUUGUUUCUGUUUUUUUUUUAAGAAACCAAUUCAAGUUCUGAGUAUAUGAAAUUGUUAAGUUUAAAAUGAACUAUAUUUUUGAUUAGGAUCAAUACUGAGCUUCUAUUCUUAUUUGUAUGUUUGUAAAUUAGGUUAUUCAAAAAUUAGUAUGGAUUUAUUUAUAUAUAAUCUAUUAAAAACGAAGUCAUGAUACCUUUAUGUCUGAUUUUUUCUAUUUGAGAGAUUCUUAAAAUAUUUAUGGAAUUUUACAUAACUUAGUUAUAAUAUUUUUUUUUGUUUAGAAUAUUUAUAAAUAUCCUAAGAACAAUGUUUAACCACAUCUUUCAAACAUUUUUAAAAAUGUUUUAAAGUAAUAUUUUCGAAAUAUUUUUUUUUUGCAACUGUCCAAGUUGAAACAUCUUUCUCCAAUAAUUUUAAUUCAUAAUCCAUAACUUCCCAAGACCACGAAAUGUUUUACAAAAUAUGUAACUUAUUUUCCAUUAAACCUAUAUUAAUUUUUUAUUAGAAAACUUACAUCUUGCCAACUAUUUAACCCCCUGCAUCAUGUAUCUAUUGUACAACUCAUCCAUAUAUCUAGACAACUCCACUAAUAUCUAACCAUGAGUCUAAUUUCUUGGAUAGUAAGCCACAAAACGUCACAAAGUCUAACAUCACCAAAAAGAAGCAUCACCAUGAAAAUAAAGAGACGAAACACACAACAAACGAAGAUCGUGAUCUCUAUUGACAUGAAGACAACAAGUAGUGGUUUUCUAACACACGAAACAGCACGCAAUAUGGAAUAUAUGCUUGGUUACCACGAGAUCGAUUUUGACUCGAUUACUGAGAUAAUCGAGGAGGCUUCCGACAUUGCCGCACGCAAUAUCCCGACACUCAAUAAUCCCACCAAUAUUGAUUUUGAUAUAAUUGUUAAAAUAAAUGAUCUUAAUCCAGACUCUGUCCGCAGAAUUGACCUGGACGUUUAUAUCACUGAGCUACGGGAUAACCGAAGGGAGACAACUCCUAGCGAAAGAGAUGACAUAUGUCCAAUCUGUUGGGAAGAGUUUGGCACCGAAUUGGAUAUCAACUCUUUGAGUUGUAAUCAUACCUACCAUCAUCACUGCAUCUCAAACUGGGUUGAAAAAACUUUAACUUGCCCAUAUUGUAGAGCAUUACUUGCUUAAUACACAAUAGAUCCAUUACUCAUCUAAUAAUUGUUUCCCCCUGUUUUAAAAUUUUAAUUGAAAAAAAUAAUAAAAGUUAUAAUUGAAUUGCAUCCGAAGAGAAUUAUAAUUAUUACUAUGUAUAAAUAAAGAUGUGUCGGGUUUUAAUUAGGAAAAUGGUUUCAAAAGUGAUACUAUGAUUUGUAUUUGUAUAAAAUUAAGACAGACCCAUAUAUAUUGUUUUAGUUCGGAAUCAUUUUUAAAAAACCUGCUAUUACUAUUUCUACUAUAGCUGGAAUGAUUAACAUCCCAAAUCAAGUUGUUAUAAUACUACAAAUACAACAGUUAUUAUAAACCAAAGAUAAUAAUUAAAAUGUACUAACAUCACCAAAACCAUAUUACGUAAUUAUGAAGAUCAAUUCAACCUUAGCGAAUAUGUCAAAAAAUUAACAUCCAUCUAUAAAUGCUCAUUAAAACCAACAUUAAAAGAAUUAUAUGCUCACUAAAUCAAAUAGCCUCAAUUAUCCUCCAAAGUAUUAUUAAAUUAUAAAAAUUUAUAGAAACAGAAAAUAUAGAUAAACUUAGUGUAUUAUUAUAGUUAAUUUUUUCAUUUCCUACCAGCUUAUUUUGGCAAACCCAAAAUUACAAUCGUUAUUAAAUCGAUAGAAUUUUUUUUGAUAAUUUUAUGUUCUCAAAAUUAUUAUAAGAGGAUGAAAAGAUCCAAAGAGAGAAAAAAGAACUAUACAAUUUUUUGGUUCCAGCCCCUACUUUUUCUAAAAAAACUUCUUCCUCCCAUAUUAAGCAGUUGCAAAUGCAUUAUAUAACUUAUUUGGUUAGGAUCUUCUACAAAAAACUUUUUAAAUUAGUUCACAAAUCAAGUUCGCUCACACCCUCAUGUCGCACCAUUAUAAAUCCAAUAUCUCACAUAACAAUAACUUAGAUACGUUGACUUAAAAACUUCCGCUAACAUAGAAAUUUCAGCGAAACUGAAAAACUUUUAAUAAAAAACUCAUAAAAUUAACGUUCAGUAAUAAAUGCUCAUUCACAGCAAAGUUAAAAGACAAAAUAUCAUAUAUUCAAACUCACUCUAUUUACCACAUUUCAACAAAGACUUUUCCAACCCAAAUACCUCAACAAUGAGUGACAUACCACUUAUAUCUCAUCGAAACUCACAUCAAAGAAGAUCUACAGGUUGAAACCCCAAGCAACCCCUUCAAAUUUAUUUGAAUAAAAAUUAUUUUAUUUGAAAUCACAUGUUACUACACAUUUAAUAUUUUUUAACAUAAAAUUCAAUAUUCUAAAUUAAAUUUUUAAAUAACAGACAAAUUAAUUUAUUUUUAAACUCGAGACCAAAUCCGUACAAUAAUGUUUCUAUAUAUUCUGUAUUUAUAAUAUAUCAUUAACCAUAUUUUGACUAUUUGGAAAGCAAAGGCGCUGUCUAGACGUGAUUGAGCAAGAAAAAUGAAUAAUGAAAGAUGAAAUUUCAAAUCUAUGGAGAAAAUAUAAUUAUAUUUUUUAAUUACAUAAUAGUUUUUUAAAGAAAUAGUUAGUGUAAAAAUAAAACUAAAUCAGAUAUGCUCAACACAAACAGACAUAAAAAUAAGACAUGAUAUUUGGAUAUAUUUAAAUAAAUACUUUCAAAUAUAUUAAAUUCUUGAUAAUUUUCAAAUUAAAUAAAC
Messenger RNA from Brassica napus (rape), 8533 nucleotides. RefSeq lists its product as uncharacterized. The coding region runs from base 542 to 2065 and encodes 507 amino acids. Gene Ontology annotation, cellular component: nucleus. The record is from RefSeq and is a predicted model, not a curated record. The transcript has 9 exons. Lineage: Eukaryota; Viridiplantae; Streptophyta; Magnoliopsida; Brassicales; Brassicaceae. Gene Ontology annotation, molecular function: DNA binding. Gene Ontology annotation, biological process: DNA recombination; DNA replication; DNA repair.